AUGGAUGUGAGCGUUAAUAGUUGCAUUUCGAGCCCAGUGGAAGAUUCUCAACGACCCAUAUUGCACGUUGAGGCACGUGUAAAAUGUGCUGGUGAUGGCAUCAUCGUUCGCACUGAUUUGAUUAGGGAUGAGGUCACAGAAUGGCUUCUGAACAAUUUCAUCGUAUUAUCCAUUGGACAGAUGAUCUCUUCUUUCGAAGGUCUAAGCGAACCACAUGCUCAAGCCCUAGAGUUUAUACUUGUCACCGAAUGUAGCCGCGGCAAUCUGGAGUCCGGAGCAUAUCAGCUUCAGCAAGUCCAAUUGGACGUUCAAGUGUACCAACUCCGUACACGAUCAGAGCAACAAAGCUCGCAGAAGUCCCAUAUACUCGAGGAUUCAACAGUAGCUGGAGAUAAUGUCGCUAUCGCUACGGCAAGAGUACUGGCCUUACCGAGCAUAGAUCUGGAGGGACUAUGGGAGACUUUGGAUUACGAUCAACCAGUCCAGUCAACGCUUCUUUCGGCUAUAAGCAGGAUGGUGUCGUUUUCUGCUCGAAAACUCGAUAAGUGGACCAUCAAUUGGAACAGGUUGAUACUCAUAUGGGGACCACCAGGAAGUGGGAAGACGAGCCUUUGUCGCGGUCUUGCCCAGAAGCUUGCAAUACGCCUGGGAAAGGAUUAUCCCCAGAGCAAGCUAUUUGAGAUCAAUACAUAUUCUCUAGGAAGCAAGUAUUUCGGCGAGAGCAGCAAACUGGUGAAUGGGAUGUUUGAAAACAUCGAGACGCUUCUUCAGGAGGAAGAAGAUACAUUCAUUUGCGUGUUCAUGGAUGAAAUAGAGACCUUAGUUGCUCGGAGAGACCGGGCACUGAGUAGCAAUGAGCCCUUCGACGCUAUUCGAGCAGUCGAUGCGGUACUCACAGGGCUGGAUAAGCUGAAGGAGCAUUCGAAUGUUAUCAUUGUCUGCACCAGUAAUUUAAUUACGGCGCUGGACCAAGCCUUCCUUGAUCGAGUAGAUAUCAAACAAUACAUACCGCAACUAUCCAGCAGACCUACAUAUAAUAUCUACAAGGACUGCCUAGAGGAAUUGAGCCAAAACGGAAUCAUUGAGGGUGUCUCAUUCGACGUGGUCCAAGUUACUCCGGACGAUCCCCAGACGGCUUUGCAGUAUGUGGAGCAGGCUGCGGAACACCUCAUCCUCCCGACUUUUGACGAAGUGCUGCUGCACUAUGGAUCGUUCCCCGACGCUAUACCCACGCUACUUGCUAAUGCUGUUUUUGAAAGCGAGGGGCUUAGCGGUCGCACGGUUCGAAGACUGCCCGCUCUAUCGUUAGUUCUAUAUAGUAACGGUACUCGAUGCGAUAUUCGGACAGCAAUUGAGGCGCUGCGCAUGGGAAUAGCGUCGGAAUGGCAGGCUAAGACGGAGGCGAUGAUGACUAUGGCGGGAGAGCACAUCUCGGGAACAACACAAGCCAAUGGCCAAUGA
Aspergillus welwitschiae is the source of this 1461-nucleotide messenger RNA. RefSeq names its product putative pachytene checkpoint component Pch2. Bases 1 to 1461 code for a protein of 486 amino acids. Gene Ontology annotation, biological process: reciprocal meiotic recombination; meiotic recombination checkpoint signaling. Gene Ontology annotation, molecular function: ATP hydrolysis activity; ATP binding. Gene Ontology annotation, cellular component: chromosome; nucleus. Lineage: Eukaryota; Fungi; Ascomycota; Eurotiomycetes; Eurotiales; Aspergillaceae. The transcript is spliced from 8 exons. The record is from RefSeq and is a predicted model, not a curated record.